Molecule: messenger RNA, 2633 nt
Organism: Oncorhynchus keta (chum salmon)
Lineage: Eukaryota; Metazoa; Chordata; Actinopteri; Salmoniformes; Salmonidae
Product: phosphatidylserine lipase ABHD16A-like
Exons: 19
Coding region: 53-1687 (544 amino acids)
Biological process (GO): phosphatidylserine catabolic process; monoacylglycerol catabolic process
Cellular component (GO): endomembrane system
Molecular function (GO): monoacylglycerol lipase activity; glycerophospholipase activity
Source: RefSeq, a predicted model, not a curated record
UUGAACAUUGUAUGUUUGGAAUGUAUGUCCUGUGUCGGCUACCGGAGGAAGAAUGGCCGGCUGGAUGUGGUUUCGUUGCUUUUUGGGGCCUCAUCUCCAGAGAGUGCACCGUUCACAGGAGGAGUCCCGACCCGAAGGAAGAGCAGGCAGGAGGGGAUGGACUUAUCAACCCAAGAGCCUGGAGAAACACACUGACAGCAUCCUCGGAUGGGCGUCAGCUUUGUGGUCUCUGUCAUACUACAGCUCCCCUCUCCUCCUCUGCUACCUUUACAGAAAAGGGUACAUCUGCAGCAGUAAGCUGGUACCAGUCAGUCAGUAUGUGGGAACUGUAAUGGUUUGUCUGCUGGGAGUCGCCUUUCUGAGAGGUUGGGGACGGUGGAGGAACUCUGAGUAUCAACAGUUCAUCUCCAUUCUGGAGGAAACCAGGAAGAACCACACGCCUAGCAACAAGAAAAAGCUGGCCUGCUAUGAUUUUGACUUCUCUCACUGGCCGGCAGACUUCAGCUGGGAAGAAGUUAGCAAUCCGAAGCUGCUGUCUAAGGCAGGAGUGUCUCUACUGAAGCCAGAGCCCAAACUGAGAGGGGCAGCAGACAGCGUGCUCAACUCUUUACGCACUCUACCAUGCCACAUCGUCAGUUUUCUGAUUGCCCACUCAUUUGGGAGGAGGAUUCUGUACCCUGGGUCUGUAUACCUACUGCAAAGGGCUAUGAGACCCAUGCUACAACAGGGCCAGGCUAGACUUAUAGAAGAGUGUGAGGGCCAGAGGAACAAGCUGGUGGCGUGUGAUGGGAAUGAGAUUGAUACCAUGUUUGUGGACCGCAGGAGAGAAGAAGGACUGCACGGACAGACUCUGGUGAUCUGCUGUGAGGGGAAUGCAGGCUUCUAUGAGGUGGGCUGUAUGAACACUCCAUUGGAAGGUGGAUACUCAGUGCUUGGCUGGAACCACCCUGGCUUUGCAGGAAGCACGGGUGUACCGUUCCCCCAGAACGAGGCCAAUGCCAUGGAUGUAGUGAUCCAGUUUGCAGUGCACAAGCUGGGCUUCCAGCUCAGUGACAUAAUGGUGUAUGCCUGGUCCAUAGGGGGAUUCACAGCCAGUUGGGCUGUGAUGUCCUAUCCAGAGAUCCAAGCGCUGGUAUUGGACGCCUCCUUUGAUGACCUGCUUCCGCUGGCCCUCAAGGUCAUGCCCGACAGCUGGAGGCCUCUUGUGACACACACAGUCAGGCAGUACAUGAACCUCAACAGCGCAGAACAGCUCUGCAAGUACCAGGGACCAGUGCUUCUGAUCAGAAGAACCAAAGAUGAGAUCAUUACCACCACGGGUCCAGAAGACAUCAUGUCCAACAGAGGAAACAACCUCCUGCUCAAACUUCUGCAGUUCAGGUACCCCAAGGUGAUGACAGACGAUGGAGUCCGGGCCAUCAGAGCAUGGCUGGCAGCCUCCAACCACGUAGAAGAGGCAGCGGUGUACAGUAGCUAUGAGGUGGAUGAUGACUGGUGUGUGUCUGUUCUGCAGUCGUAUAAGACGGAGAGAGACGUUUUCUUCCCCUGGAGCGUUGGUGAGGACAUGACACUGGAGGGAAGACGACAGCUGGCUCUCUUCCUGGCACGGAAGUACAUGCGGAACUUCGACUCAACUCACUGCACUCCUCUCCCUUACUCUGAAUUCGCUGCCCCUUGGGGACUGUAAGUGUUGACGGAUGGAUAGAAACGAGAAGCAAAGAUGCAGGCGACACCAACCAAUCAGAAGAGGUAUACAGAGCAUGGAUUGAAUGUGUAUCUAUGGGAGGUGUUCAAGGCAGCUACACCCAGACUGUAUUAGAACGUUGUGACCCUGCCCACCUGUGGGGGAAAUCAUGUUACCCCAUUGGCUCACAGCAAAAACUUGGCAUUUUGUCUACUUGUUUUAAUCAAUUACAAAACUAUAUGUCUAAAGAUUACUACUUAGAAAAACAUCAUUUUGCCUCAUGCCCCUUAUGACCGGAACGUCAGUCAAGACCAACAACAAACGGACUGACGUUAAACAAUGCUUUCCACACACAUAGCCUACUUACAUUCUGCGUCCCCACUCCUAAUAGCCUGAAGCCACAAGGUUCUUCUCAUAGGCUCUAUUUCCCUACGUUGUGAACAGUCUGUCGUGAUUUGACCUGGCUACAUGCACAUUGAACAACACAGCAGCUUUUUGGAAUGUUUUGUUAUUUCCGUAACAAGAAGCUCUUUUCCAAUGGGAUGAAUAUUUGUUUUCCCAAUUUCUGGGCGUGGUGGUAUAUGGCCAACAUACCACAGCUAAGGGCUGUAUAACCAGGAACUCCGCAAGAACAGCCCUUAGCUGUGGUAUGUUGGCCAUAUACCACAACCCCCUCGGGCCUUAUUGCUUAAAUAUACACUGCCGUCCUCAAACUAGAUAUUUAAAAUACUCCCUUCCAUAAAGUAAGCACUGAUCUCUAGGUAGUUGGAUAAAAGGCUCCAUUUUAUUGCCUGACUACAUUACUAAAAGGAAUAAGGAGCUCGUUCCCUCCCUCUGGCUGCAUUUUUAAAAGUACACAAAUACAGCCAGGCCAUCCUCACGUUCUAAAGCGUGGAACUGUCAUUAUGAACAAAGCUGGGUCCUGUUAAAUAAAAUGUUGGCAAAAUCA